Raphanus sativus (radish) is the source of this 1154-nucleotide messenger RNA. RefSeq names its product probable pectin methylesterase CGR2. Gene Ontology annotation, molecular function: methyltransferase activity. The record is from RefSeq and is a predicted model, not a curated record. Gene Ontology annotation, biological process: pectin metabolic process. Lineage: Eukaryota; Viridiplantae; Streptophyta; Magnoliopsida; Brassicales; Brassicaceae. Bases 206 to 997 code for a protein of 263 amino acids. The transcript has 7 exons.
AAGCUUAUUUCUCCUCCUCCUCCUUUAGUUAAAAUCAAAAUUAAAAUUGAUUGAUUCAAGUGUAUAGUAUUAGAGAAAAGGUGUUAAAGGCGCAUUUUCUCGGAUCUCAGAUCUUUCAUCCCCCAACACCAUUCUUUUAUUCUUCUUCUGUAUCAUUCAUUGCUCUAAGAGAUCGAAUAUAGCUUGCUGGGGAUCUUAUUAAAUAAUGGCGAGAAGGCAAGCAGGUACAACACGUCGUGUAGGAGAUGGCGGUAGCUUCCCUUUUGCUGGAGCUUCCCACUCCAAGUCUCGUUCUUCUCCUCUUUUAUCUAUUUGCCUUCUUCUUCUGGGGGCUUCCCUUCUCAUUUGGUAUGCUUACAGUGGUCCAGGAAUCUUUAAAAGUGUCAAAGAAGUCAGCAAAGUUUCAGCAGGUGACUAUUCUUGCACUUCAGAACUCCAAAAAGCCGUUUCUCUUCUUAAGAAAGCUUACGGAGAUGGGAUGCGCAAGGUCCUCCACGUAGGACCUGAGUCGUGCUCUGUGGUUUCCUCUCUCUUGAAAGAAGAUGAAGAGACUGAAGCGUGGGGUGUCGAACCUUAUGAUAUCGAGGAUGCUGAUUCUCACUGCAAGAGUCUCGUCAGCAAAGGCCUUGUACGUGUCGCUGAUAUCAAGUUCCCUCUCCCCUACAGGGCGAAAUCUUUCUCUCUUGUCAUCGUCUCUGAUGCUCUCGAUUAUCUCUCCCCCAAGUACCUUAACAAGACCGUCCCUGAACUUGCUAGAGUUGCUUCUGAUGGUUUGGUUCUUUUUGCUGGUCUCCCUGGUCAGCAGAGAGCUAAAGUUGCUGAAUUGUCUAAAUUUGGGCGUCCCGCUAAAAUGCGUAGUGCAUCAUGGUGGAACCGAUUCUUUGUCCAGACGAGCUUAGAAGAAAACGAAGGACCAAGCAAGAAGUUUGAACAAGCUGUUUCCAAAGGAUCAUACAAACCAGCCUGCCAAGUCUUCCACCUCAAGCCAUUACAUUAACCACUCACUACUGUUCCACAUUCACACGUAAGAACACAUAUAUAGCAUAAUCGAUAUUCUUCCUUUGUAUUUUGUAACAAAGUUUUUGUCCUUUUGUAUCCCAUCAACAUUUUUUUUUUUUUUCAUAUUGAAUUUAAAUCAACAGUAUCAUCAGUAA